UUUUAAUUUAGAGAGUUUUUUUAGAAAUUAAGUUUUUCGACGAUUUCCUUUCUUUUUAAAUAAAAAUGGACUACGCUUUAUUUAAUCUCAGUUCUCCAAGUCCAUUUCUCCAAGUCCAUUUCUCCGUGUCCAUUUCUCCGUGUCCAUUUCUCCGUGUCCAUUUCUCCAAGUCUAUUUUUCCAAGUCUAUUUUUCCAAGUCCAUUUCUCCGUGUCCAUUUCUCCGUGUCCAUUUCUCCGUGUCCAUUUCUCCGUGUCCAUUUCUCCAAGUCCAUUUCUCCGUGUCCAUUUCUCCAAGUCUAUUUUUCCAAGUCUAUUUUUCCAAGUCCAUUUCUCCGUGUCCAUUUCUCCAAGUCCAUUUCUCCGUGUCCAUUUCUCCGUGUCCAUUUCUCCAAGUCUAUUUUUCCAAGUCUAUUUUUCCAAGUCCAUUUCUCCGUGUCCAUUUCUCCAAGUCUAUUUUUCCAAGUCCAUUUCUCCGUGUCCAUUUCUCCAAGUCUAUUUUUCCAAGUCUAUUUUUCCAAGUCCAUUUCUCCAAGUCCAUUUCUCCAAGUCCAUUUCUCCGUGUCCAUUUCUCCGUGUCCAUUUCUCCAAGUCUAUUUUUCCAAGUCUAUUUUUCCAAGUCCAUUUCUCCGUGUCCAUUUCUCCAAGUCCAUUUCUCCAAGUCCAUUUCUCCAAGUCCAUUUCUCCAAGUCCAUUUCUCCGUGUCCAUUUCUCCGUGUCCAUUUCUCCAAGUCCAUUUCUCCGUGUCCAUUUCUCCAAGUCUAUUUUUCCAAGUCUAUUUUUCCAAGUCCAUUUCUCCGUGUCCAUUUCUCCGUGUCCAUUUCUCCGUGUCCAUUUUUCCGUGUCCAUUUCUCCAAGUCUAUUUUUCCAAGUCCAUUUCUCCAAGUCCAUUUCUCCAAGUCCAUUUUUCCAAGUUGUUGAUAAGAUAAAGAUAACAAAAGAAUAAGACAGAAUAAAUCUGUAUAAAACUUUUAUUAUCAAUAAAAAUAAAAAUAAAAAAACUGAAUUUCUAAAAGAUGAGUGCAAAAUGGAUCCUCAUUUAUAUCUUGUGGGG
This is a messenger RNA of Cokeromyces recurvatus, 1052 nucleotides long. RefSeq lists its product as uncharacterized. Lineage: Eukaryota; Fungi; Mucoromycota; Mucoromycetes; Mucorales; Mucoraceae. The record is from RefSeq and is a predicted model, not a curated record. Bases 66 to 944 code for a protein of 292 amino acids. The transcript has a single exon.